GAGAAGAGCUGAAGAGAGGGAGCAGAGACGCACAUUAGAGACGCAGGGGAGACCGGAGUGCAGAGCCGCCGUAGAUAGCCGCUUAUCGUGGAGAGCGGGCACAGGCGCAGCGAGAGGCUCUGGACGGGAGCCGCUCCGGAGCAGGGAGAACGGCGGCUAGAGGUGCCUGACAGCAGCGCUGUACUGAUUGAAAGCCAAUGUAUCACUCCUCCUGCGUGUGUCACUCCUGAAGCAACAAGCCACCUCCAGACACUGUAACAGCAUGGCUAUCUCCUCACGCCUAGCACUAUGGGAACAGAAGAUCAGGGAAGAAGACAAGGCGCCAACAGCUACUUCUCCUCCACCAAUAUUUUCAGCAAUUCCUGGUGGCUUCAUUAAACAGCUUGUUCGAGAAACUGAAAAAGAAGCAAAGCAGAAAGAAAAAGAAGUGAAGGAAAAGAUAGUGAAACAAGAACAGCCACCAGAUGGUAUAAAGUCUCCAGGUAAAUUGGAUAACACUGUUGUUCAACAGUUCGUGUAUAAGGACGAAAAUAUUCUCACUGUAGAGGAAAAUAUGGCAGGUAAAAAUAAUGUCUUUAUGAAUGGACUUAAUGGAGAUAAGCACCUAGGACCAGCACAAGUACCAGAAAAAGCAGGCAGGCGAAGCAUCAAUUUGAAGCCUGUUAGGAUCCCUACAAAGAGACAGAACUCCCCAGAACCUAAAAAAGUUCCAGAAAGUGAGUCUUCAGAAAAUAAGCUUAAUGAGCAGACUGAGUGCAAGUCUCCAGGACCGGUAGACGAUGCCAAACAGUGGCCAACUGCAGAGGAGAAAAUGCCAACGGACAAUACAGAGAGUUCUGUCCCAGAUAAUACGGCGGAACAAGUUCUGAAAACUACUGAAGUCAAGAAUGAAAAGCCUGAAGAAAACAAGGAACAAACAAACAGCCAAGAUAAUGACGUGUUAGCCCAAGGUAUUGAGGAACAGCAUACAACACCAAAAAAGGUGCCAGAAGAUGUGUGGUAUGAGACGGAGCAAGUCUGGUUCGUUCACAAAGAAGGCUUCACACUGGCCACAGAACUAAAGCCAGACGUGGGAACACCAGAGUUAGCAGAUGGAAAAGUCAGGAUUCGUAUAGAUGCAGAAAACAAAAUGCUAGAAGUGGAUGAAGAGAAUAUCCAUAGAACAAAUCCUUCCAAAUUUGACUAUGCAGAAGAUUUGACAGCACUUAUUAGUCUAAAUGAAUCCAGUGUAAUCAACACUCUGAGGCAUCGCUACCAGUCCCAGCUUAUUCACACCAAUGCCGGACCAAACCUGAUUGUUCUAAAACCAAGUGCACCCGUUCCAAGCUUACCUAACAAGGUAUUCAAAGGGAAGAAGGAUGGAAUGUCACCUCACAUCUGCACGGUGGCUCAGAAAGCCUACUGGAACAUGCUGACCCAGUGCCAGGAUCAGACAAUUGUGCCGUUGGGCAGAAGUAGUGCAGGAAAAUCAACAUGCUGUCAGACAGCCUUGGAAUACCUGGUCGAUACUGCUGGGAGUGUGGACAACAGAGUAACAGUGGAGAAGAUCCAAGCAAUGUUCACCAUUCUGAAGUCGUUUGGUUGUGUGUCGACAAGUGACUGUAAUAACUCUACUCGCUUCUCUAUGGUUAUGUCUUUGGAUUUCAAUGCUGCAGGACGCGUAACAGCGGGACACCUACAGACCAUGCUCUUGGAAAGAAUUCGUGUUGCUCAACAGCCAGAAGGAGAAAGUAAUUUUAAUGUGUUCUCACAAUUGCUGACUGGAAUAGAGUUGGAUCUCAGGUCGGAGCUGCACCUGCACCAGAUGGCAGACAGUCACUCCUUUGGAAUCGCGCCAUGUGUGAAGCCUGAGGAGAAGCAGAAGGCAAGUGCGGCAUUUGUACAGCUUCAAUCUGCCAUGGAGGCUUUGGGAUUCACGGUGAAUGAGCAAAAGGCCAUUUGGCAUGUCCUAGCCGGCAUCUAUCACCUUGGAGCAGCAGGUGCUUGUAGAGUUGGCAGGAAACAGUUCAUGAGAUUUGAGUGGGCAAACAACGCAGCCAGUGUGCUGGGGUGUGAUUGCGAGGAACUUUCCACAGCAGUCUUCAAACAUCACCUUAAGCAGAUACUUGAACAGGUCACACUGGGAAACAGAGGUGGUAAUCAAGAAGAGGAAACAAAGUCAGGGCCCAAAAUGAGCGGAGUGGAAUGUGUGGAAGGAAUGGCCGCCGGACUGUACGAAGAGCUUUUUGCAGCUAUUGUCUCCCUUAUUAAUAGGUCUUUGUCCUCCAGUCUUUUAACAUUGGCCUCCAUUAUGGUGGUGGAUAUUCCUGGGUUUCAGAAUCCACGUCACCAGAAGAAAGAGAGGGCUGCAACAUUUGAGGAGCUUUGCCAUAAUUACAUACAGGAGCGCCUGCAGUCCUUGUCCUACAAAAGAACCUUCAGCACUCCUCUAGAGAGGUUUAGAGAGGAAAACAUUGAAGUGUGUUUUGAAAUGCCUGAAGAUUCUCCAUUCACCACUGUAUCCGUCAUAGAUCAGACAUCAUUGCAGGUAAAUGUUCAAGCCAGCAAUCAAAUGGAAGAGAAGAAAGGUCUUCUCUGGAUUCUUGAUGAAGAAGUUCUAAUUCAAGGUUCCACGGACAGUAAUGUUAUUGAUCGCCUGUGUUCUUACUAUGACAUUAAAGGUGAUGAUAAACAAGAUAAUGGUCCGCUUCGUAAGUGUGAACAACCCCUCCAGUUUGAGAUCUUCCACCAGUUGGGUAAAGACCCUGUCCGAUAUGAUGCCACUAAUUGGAUCCACAAAGCCAAAUUAAAUUUGUCUGCAGAAAAUGCUGUCCAGAUUUUGCAACAGUCCAAAAUGAACUACUUGAGGGACUUGUUUGUAUCUCGAGCUAAAUUUCCCCUUAUCUGUCGCUCUGUGGCUGGGAUGGAGGGGAAAUCUCAGCAAGCCAUGCAGAGAAUAAGCUGUGUGAGGAAGACUUUUGCCAGCAGCUUCGCUGCUGUGAAGAGGAAGUCUGUGUGUGCCCAGAUCAAGCUUCAAAUGGAUGCUCUGAUGAAUUUGCUAAAGCGGUCCCAGAUACAUUUUGUACACUGUCUGGUCCCCAGACUGGGAGUGGAUGGCAGAGAAUGUAAAACCUCACCACUUUGCAGAGGAACAGCAGGAGAUCCAAUUAAUGCCGCUAUUGAUGUCCCCACUGUAAGAAUUCAGCUUGCAGGAGCUCAGCUAUUAGAUGCUAUGCGUCUCUGCAGGAUAGGUUAUACUGACCGCAUGGGGCUCACAGAGUUUAGACUUCGCUUUCAAAUCCUGGCAUCACAAGUUAUGAAGAAAUACAUUUCCACCUAUGAACCUGUAGAUCAGCGAAAGGCAGUGGAGGAACUGUUCCAGCUACUGGACCUGGAAAAAAGGAGCAUUGUGAUGGGGCGCAGCCAGGUGUUCAUGAAAUCUGGUGUGCUAUCUAGGCUAGAGAAGCAGCGGGAGAAGAUGAUUUCCCAAGACAUGAUUCUUUUUCAAGCAGCAUGCAGAGGUUUUCUUUGUCGGCAAAAGUACAAGAAACUAAAGAUUCAAAUGAUUGCCCUAAAAUGUAUCCAAAAGAAUAUCAGGAAAUACUAUUGUAUCAGAGACUGGUUGUGGUGGAAAAUAAUUUGUCAGAUCCGUCCCUCAUUGACUGUCAGUGUAGAUGAGGCCAAGUUUCUGGCGAAGCAGGAAGAAAUCAUUGCUCUGACAGCAAAAUUUGUGAAAUCAGAAAAGUCAAGAAAUGAUCUGCGACAGAACGUUGACCUUCUGGAAAGCAAGAUCACAGAUUUAACGACUGAGCUUUCUGAUGAACGAUUCAAAGGUGAAGUAACUUGUCAAGUUUUAGAAGGGGAACGAGCAGAACGGCUGCGGGUAACACGAGAGAUUAAGGAGAUGCAGAUAAAGUAUGAACAAAUGCAGAGAAACCUGGAAUCCAUAUCUAAGCAGCUGGAGGAAGCUAAUCAGCAAAUCCAACUUCGGGAACUUAGCACAGGAAGCCCAGGAGGAGCAGCAGAUGAGUGGCAGGUACGCUUUGACUGUGCCCAGACCGAAAUAAACUUUUUGAGGAAAAGGAUCUCACAAUUUGAAGAAAGAUUGGAAUCUGAAAAAACAUAUAGGAAAGAACUGGAGCAGAAGCUCAGUGAUUUGCAAAGUACGUAUGAGAACACAAGACGGGCAGCUCAGCAAGUGAACAGGAAGUGCAAACACUUGACCUCUGAUCUUGAGGACACUCGAGUGUUGAUGGAAAAUCAGCAGAUUCGCAACCAUGAGCUAGAGAAAAGACAGCGGAAGUUUGAUAUGCAGUUAGCUCAGGCAAUUGGAGAAGCAAUGUUUGAGAAGAGCUUACGCGAGAAGGUGACACAAGAGAAUGCAUCCUGCCGAUGGGAAGUGGGAAAACUUCGUCAGCAAUUAGAGCAAAAAGAACUGCAGACAACCAACUUAACCAAGCAAUUAGAACUGCUGGGAAAACAGAUAACAGACCUAUCAUCUUGUAAUGGAUUGGACAACAAUUCUGUAGUUUUGCUAAAGAAGAAAGUAUGGGAGUUGGAAUCCAGUGUUGCUGAACAGAACCAGCACUUGGCAGAACAAGCAAAUUCCAUACAGCACCUUGAGCAGAUGCGUCUUCGAUUUGAAAUGGAAAUUGAGCGGAUGAAACAGAUGCAAUUGAAAGAACUAGAGGAUAAAGAAGAGGAAUUAGAAGAUAUUCGUCAGUCAUGUCAACGACGGCUUCGUCAGUUUGAGAUGCAGUUGGAGCAGGAAUAUGAAGAGAAACAAAUGGUGCUUCAUGAAAAACAAGAUCUGGAAGGGCUCAUUGGAGUCCUGUGUGAACAGAUAGGACAUCGAGACUUUGAUGUUGAAAAACGGCUACGGAGAGAUCUGAAGAGGACUCAUGCCUUGCUGGCUGACCUGCAGCUACUGCUAGCCACCAUGGCAGACUCGGGACAACCUGUGAAUUCUGGAGAACUAGAAAAAGUUCAUAUACAGCUUGAAGAGAGUGAAGCCAGGUACGCAGAGUCCCUGCAGUCCCAGAAAUCACUGAGCUUAGAGCUGGAAAGUCUACACAUGGAGCUAGACAAUAUCUCCAGAAAUAAAAACAUGGCUGAUGAACAAUUGUUCCAGUUGCAGCAUGAGAAGACUGAUCUUCUGAAGAGGAUCGAUGAGGAUCAGGAAGACCUGAAUGAGCUUAUGAAGAAACACAAAGCUCUCAUUGCUCAGUCUGCAACAGAUAUUGCACAUAUUCGUGAGCUACAAACUAAGCUAGAAGACACCCAGAGAGAGAAGCAAAGUCUUCAAGAGAAGGUACAGGUCGCACAGAGUCGCAUUAACUAUUUGGAACAGUCUAUGGUGGAGCGUUCCAUUGUGAGCCGACAAGAGGCAGUGAUUUGUGAUAUGGAAAACAAGCUGGAGUUUCAGAGAGCUCAGAUUAAAAGAUUUGAGAUGUUAAUUCUACGUUUGAGAGACAGUGUAAUAAAAAUGGGUGAAGAAUUGGAGAAUGCAGCAGACUCUGAGGCCCGUGAAAAGGAGAAUGCUAAAUAUUAUCAGCUCCGUAUGGAGGAGAUGAAAGCUGAGAUGACUGAGUUGUUACAGAGAGAAAUGGAGGCAUGUCGGAGACGUGUGGAAUUGGAAACACAGGUAUAUGAGCUCACAGCAGUGAGGCAAACAUUGCAAGCUGAUUUAGAGAUAUCAAUUCGACGUAUUGCUGACUUACAGGCAGCACUGGAAGAGGUUGAAUCCAGUGAUGACAGUGACACAGAAAGAGAUGAUCAGUCAACCUUGGGCUCAUUAAUGAGUAUGGGGCAAACGGAAAGUGUCCGAUCCUGGGUAGGAUCAUCAACUAGUCGGGCAUCACCUUCUGGAGGCAGUAUGUGUGGACGUUUAUCAAGACAGUCAACAUCUGAAACCAAUUUACGGUACAAUGACAUUAAAGAUCGUGAUCCCAGCCGUCCAAGUUCUUCAUUAAGUUCUGGGGCAAAGGGUUAUGGCAAUAACACCAUAUCUUCAGAAAAUGAGAACAUCAGAAGUUCACUAGAACUUAACACAGGAGAUUUAACACCAACACUUGGCAGAAGACGAUCAUCACCAGCAGAAGACAAGUUUUCACGUUCUUCAUCUGCUCUCUCUGAGUUUAUAGGUGAGGUGAGAAAGAAAAGAGCAUCUGAAAAAGAUCAAGCAUCCCUAGUUAUAGAGGAUACAUCUUCUUUGCCUAUUUAUCGCACAACUGGGGCAUCUUCUCUAAGACGACGUGCACACCUUAAUGAUGAUGAUGAUAAUGAUGAAAAUUUCUCACUUGCAUUAGGGAAAAUGACAGAUGAAAAGCCUUUGGCAGGCCAAGGAUUAACCCGCUCAUCCAGCCUUCGAUGUUUACCAUCUGAAAAAUCUGAUCCUACACUGUCACCUGCUGUUAAGCGCAUGGCAAAAUUUGGCUCUUGUGAAUCUCUCCACCAAUUAUCAGAUAAUGUAGGCCUCAAGCCGACCUCCUCUGCAUUAGGAUCAGAUAGUGUUCUUUCAGUAAGGCUAAGGCCCCAGAGACCAUGUCUUACAACACCAGUGGAAGAAGCUGCAGAAAAUGAUUUUGCAAAUCAACCUCUAGUGUUCCAAAACAAAAGGUUUUCCAACUUGGCUGAUGAUGGAAAUGAUGAGAGCUCAUCAAACUGGAAGGUUCCCAGUCUCAGCUAUGAAAGGAAGUUACCGGAUGAUACAGAUGAUAUCCUCCCUGCUCUUAGAAGGUCACAAUCAACUCAAAGUUUAUCCAGAUUUUCCAGAGAUAGAAGGGAAGGUCAACGACCACUCAGUGUCCAUUUUGGUGAUCUCCCUUCACAUGAAGCAAGCCUUUCCAAAGGGGGUUUAAAAAGUGCUUUAAAGAAAAGUUCAAGUAUUAGUGAAGAUUUGGGAAACCUAUCCGAUUCAUCAUCAUCUUCUGGUUCGGUUAUUUCAUGCAAAAGUGCAGAUAGCAUUAAAAGUCGGCCCCGUGCUCAAAGAUCGGAUGGAGAAGGUUUUUCUGGGAAAAUUUUUACAUCUGAAAUUGAACAGGAAAAUAAAAGGCCUGAAGCAGAAGGCAAAGAAGAUGAUGUAAAUAGCAUAAUGAUGAAAUAUCUUCGGAAAAUUGAUGAAGAACAAGGUCCCACCAAUUGAUGAAUUCUUGGCGAGGCAGGUGAAGGACACUCCAUGGAUGUCUGUAUUAUUACGUCUGAGGUUUGCACUAUGUAUCUACUCAAAAGAUUGUAAAGAUGAAUUUAUGGCUGGAAAAUGAAGAAUGUUGUUCAUUAAUUUGUUUGCUUUUGGAAAAUAAAGCAGUAGGUUUCUCACC
Molecule: messenger RNA, 7298 nt
Organism: Pseudophryne corroboree (corroboree frog)
Lineage: Eukaryota; Metazoa; Chordata; Amphibia; Anura; Myobatrachidae
Gene: MYO18B
Product: myosin XVIIIB
Exons: 44
Coding region: 263-7123 (2286 amino acids)
Biological process (GO): actomyosin structure organization
Cellular component (GO): cytoplasm; myosin filament; myosin II complex
Molecular function (GO): ATP binding; actin filament binding; cytoskeletal motor activity
Source: RefSeq, a predicted model, not a curated record